Owenia fusiformis is the source of this 2942-nucleotide messenger RNA. NCBI's taxonomy places the organism in Eukaryota, Metazoa, Annelida, Polychaeta, Sabellida, Oweniidae. The record is from the annotation of a GenBank genome assembly.
GCGUUUGAUUAACAGACUGCAAAAGAUAUCUGGAGAAAUUAUGAAAAUGAUUAAAUUAAAUUUAUGUUUAGGAAUAAUUCCCAUCGUGGAAGUGCUAAGAGAACACCCUACUUUAGGGCACAAGAAAAAUAAUCGUAAAAAAAGAAUAGAUAUAAUUUUGAAGCAUUUAGAAAAUAAUUUAUUUACCGCACGGUGUAUAGAUUUCGAGGAUGUAUUGAAUAACUUGAUUCUAGUGCGGCAAAACGAUAAGUACAUGUUUUAAUAAACACGGCGAGAAAUAUAAAUUUAUACAAAUCGAUCACGUGGAUAAUCCAUUGUUAUUUAAACAUAUACAUCCAGUUAUCGGAGAUAUCUUGGAAGAUGAAUUCGAGUUUAAAUUUAUUUCUAAACUUAUAACUGAAUUCGAAAUAUCAUUAGUAAACGAGACAAAAGUAAUUUGCGGAGACGUGUUGAACAAGAACGCUUCCGAUGCUCUGGAAAGAAACAAGAAUGCAAAUGCGAAAUUGGAACAAAACGAGAGGGGACAUUUGAUGAAGCAAAUAUUCGGUGGCUUCGAUUCGUUCGAAAAAUUAUUGGAAGACAAAGGCAGAGAAAUAGCUAAAGAAACUGAAGUAGACCCGGGAUAUAAUUUUCAAUCUAAUAUGAAAAGUUAUUUCGAUGCUCAAACCGAACGAAUUAAAACAAUGGUAGACUUAUCUGACGAUUCUCCGAACGUAGACAUGGACGCGUUGUUUGAACAAAUCAAUGGUCAAGUAGAUUAUUGGACAACAACGCUACCCUCGUCAUCAUCGGAGGAAGCAGAGGAAAGUGUUUUAGUUGAUCAAUUACAUUCUCAUCUGAAUAUGAAGCAACUUAUUGCAUUUUUAAAAAGCAAAUUGAGAGAGUUAAUUGUACAGAGAAAUUUAAUGGUAAAAGAAAGUAAAGAAAACAAAAUUCGAAUGUGUUGUUAUGAACAAAUGAUUAAAUCUGGGGCUAAAAACAACGCUGGACAAAUUCAAGAAAUCAAUGCAUUGAAAAAGAAGGUUAAGCAAUUGGAAGAUAUUGAUAAAUCGUUAAUACAAAAAUUUCAACUGUUGUUGGACAGAGUAUACAAUUCAGAAAGGGAGCAGAGUUCGGAAAGAGAGAAUCAUAAACAAAUGGUUAAUACCUUGAUGUCGAAUUUUAUGUGUUCCAAAUCCGAAGAAGAUUUCUCGGCUAUGUUGAGAGAUAUAAAAGAAUUUUCUUGGAGUACUUUUCAAUUGGGAGAACAUGAUUAUAAAUUUUCGAGGGAAGCUUUUUCCAAGCUUUUCAUGGAAGUUAAUGUUUCGUGUAUACCUGUUUUUAAAAACGUCCAUUCUAAACAAGAAUUGCAGAAAAAAAAUCUAUUCCUCCAAGAAGAUAUAAGAGAUGAAAUUAAAUAUGAUGCCUAUAAUUUAGGUUUUCAUAAAAGUAAAAUUCAGGUGAUGCCUUCUCUUUCCAUUUCAGAACAAAUUGCGAAUAUUGAAAGAAGUUCAAAUGAUUUUGUAAAAGAUGAUUCGUCUGAUAAAAUAAAAUUUAUAAAUAUUAAUCCUUUGAAUGAACAUAGGUUGGUCAAUUACGAAUCUUUAACCAAUUCUUCUGCAGUCGAUGCAUUCGACGUGAGGUUUUAUGGAGUUAAGUACGCAUCCAAAGGAAACAUAUUGAAAAGAAAGAAGAAGGAAUUGAAAAUCAAAUGGGAUCGGAUUGUCAAUUCUAUAUUUUCUCUGGGGGGGGUGAUGUAUACCCAAAAUGGACAAAAUAUGGGAGUUAAGAAUUUAACGUAUCAUUCCAUAAACAAAAACAUCGUGCCUUUAUGUAACCUUUUGUUCGGUGAAAAUGAUUUUACCGAUAAAGCUAUAGACGUUACUUUAUACCUUGACAAAGAAGAAAAAAACUCUCACAAGUCGAAUCAGCAUUCUUUAUUUAUUCAUGAUAUUUUGUAUAACAUUUUAUUUAGUAAAUAUAAACAUUUGAUUUGAAUCGUAUACGAUAUGUUUAUUACUUAUUUAUUUAAGCAUUCAUAUUUUUAUUCCAUUGGUGGCAUGUAGGUAGUUUCCUUUAUGUUUUCGUAGGGCUCUGAGUCGUUUUGAUAGAGCUCCGCGUCGUUUUCGUAGUGCCCUGUGUCGUCCAAGCGAAGCAAAGACUGUAAUUCUUCUUUUCGAGAUGCUGAUUUUCUAAUACAUUCUCUACUUAUAGUUUUUGUUUUAAGUAAUUUUCUUGAAGCAAAAUAUAUAGAUUUAAAUAAAUUUAAACAUAUAAUUAAGAAUAUAAAAAUAAUCAAUAGAAGAAUACUUUCGUCUAUCAAGUGUAAUCUGUCGUUGAAAUAUAUAUAUAUCUUAUGCGCUUCGUCGAUCAACUCUUCAGACAUCUCGAACGAGAACAAUAUUCCUCGGUGAUAAUGAAAAAGACUAUAUUUCGUCCUCACACGGAAUAGAACGUAACAAAGGAGCCGUUAAUUCCGGAAUUUGUAUGGAAAAUGUAUGUUUAUAAUUCGAUAAUACGCCGUUCAAAACUGUCAAUUCCUUUAUAAAUAUGAUUCCAUAUGUUGAUCUAUUGAUAAAUUGAUCUUGCAUACGCAAUAAAUUAAUACUUUCUUCCGAAUGUAUAAGAGGCCAAGAAAUUAAUAAAAUAAACAGCAGCAUGAUAUACACAAACAUGCUUUAUAAAAAAAUAAAACUACUUAUCAUAAAAUACGUUUUUUGGAUUAAACAACUUCUUGUUUUCGUAUAAUAAUUCUAGCCAUUAUUUCGUGGGAAACAUAUCCCGGUCUCUGGAGGCUAUUUCUAAAUUUUUCUUCGAUGCUCGAUUCUUUCGAAGGUCGUAUUUUUCCUUAAAACAAAUAUACAACGUUAUAUAUUUAAGAUAUUAUAUUUAAUAAAUAUAUGUAUUACUUUGAGCUUAGAAUACGGGAAAAUGUUUUCAUCGAAAAAGUUAAAUACAAAUAA